Messenger RNA from Suillus clintonianus, 528 nucleotides. Its product is annotated as Metallo-dependent phosphatase-like protein. NCBI's taxonomy places the organism in Eukaryota, Fungi, Basidiomycota, Agaricomycetes, Boletales, Suillaceae. Gene Ontology annotation, molecular function: hydrolase activity. The annotation marks the transcript as partial. The transcript has a single exon. The record is from RefSeq and is a predicted model, not a curated record.
CUCCGCACCAUAUGGAUCUCAGACACUCACAACACCGAUAUAUCCUCCUUGAUUCUACCCGGUGAUAUCCUCAUUCACGCAGGUGACCUUACCCAUUCCGGCACUCCUCGUGAGUUCCAAGACACUUUCGACUGGCUAGUCUCCAUUCUACGUGAGCACAAAAUCGUUAUAGUCGGUAAUCACGAUACGUACCUUCAAACGGACGAAGGCCAUUUAUUGGUUCACUCAUGGCGAGAGCAUGGCAUCAUCUAUCUGGAGGACGAGGUGCGCGGUUGCGCACUCGAAAUCUUUGGCAGCCCGUUCACUCCGCAGCACGGCAAUGGCGCUUUCCAAUACACACGUACGGAUACCACUGAUAGCACAAGUCGUUGGUCUAUCAUUCUUGACGACACCGAUAUUCUCAUCACUCACGGUCCUCCGUACGAUCAUCUCGACCUCUCUGGGCUUGGUUGCAAAGCCCUAGUGACGACUUCCCGAAACCGAACAGUCAGCGAUAUAUACUCCCUCGGCUGCAUCAUGUACAGGUAA